Messenger RNA from Fulvia fulva, 516 nucleotides. RefSeq lists its product as uncharacterized. The transcript has 2 exons. Lineage: Eukaryota; Fungi; Ascomycota; Dothideomycetes; Mycosphaerellales; Mycosphaerellaceae. Gene Ontology annotation, molecular function: protein binding. The record is from RefSeq and is a predicted model, not a curated record. Bases 1 to 516 code for a protein of 171 amino acids.
AUGAACCCGCAUUUGGAGAUCAAGACGUCUGCCGGCAGAGGCCACGGAGUCUUCGCGACCCAAGACAUACCUGUCGGCACGAUCAUACUGGAAGAACGGCCUACCAUGAUCAUCAGCAACCUUGACCCUUCAGAAGCAGAUGUGCACCGCGCGUUCCUCAAACUAAGCGAACCAGACCAAGACCUCUUCCGCUCGCUCCACGAAGGCACUCGACACCUCAGAACACGCCUCGCGCGCAUCUACCACGAAAACUGCUUCGACCCGACUCGAAGAAUGAGAUUCUUUGUCUUCCCAGAUGGACGGCCAGGGACGAAAUGCAUAGGUGAAGAAGAGUGUAAGAGGUUUGUUAGACAGCAGUGUCUGCAGCCGAAGGUGAGACAGAAGGCCAGGAGCGAUCUCAAGCUCUUCGUGAAGGAAUGGAGGCAAUACUUGCAAGCUGGUGAGCGGGGAGUGGCUGCUGGGCUCAAGCGUGGGGGCAGUGACAGUGCGGUGGAGUUGAGAGAGCAUGAAGAAUAA